Ananas comosus (pineapple) is the source of this 999-nucleotide messenger RNA. Its product is annotated as BI1-like protein. NCBI's taxonomy places the organism in Eukaryota, Viridiplantae, Streptophyta, Magnoliopsida, Poales, Bromeliaceae. The coding region runs from base 88 to 816 and encodes 242 amino acids. The transcript has 4 exons. The record is from RefSeq and is a predicted model, not a curated record. Gene Ontology annotation, cellular component: membrane.
CUCUCCUUUCCACCCUCCUCUUCCCCAACCCUAACCCUAACCCUAAUUCCCCCGAGUUCCCAACAAACCCUAGAAUCCACCAACACGAUGGCGAAGGGCAGCGGCGAUCUCGAGUCCGGCAGCGGUGGCGGCGCUCUGUAUCCGUACAUGAUCGAGAGCCCGCAGCUGCGGUGGGCCUUCAUCCGGAAGGUCUACGCCAUCGUCGCCUUCCAGAUCCUCGCCACCGCCGCCGUCGCCGCCGCCGUCGACUUCGUCCACCCCGUCCGCGCCUUCUUCCUCUCCCACACCCCCGCCUCCCUCGCCGUCCUCAUCGUCAUCGUCAUCUCCCCUCUCCUCGUUUUGCUGCCGAUGGUGUACUUCCGCGAGCGGCAUCCGAUAAAUCUGCUUCUCCUUGGGCUGUUUACAAUCUGCAUUAGCUUCGCUGUCGGUAUAGCAUGCCUCACAACAAGUGGGAAGGUUGUGCUCGAAGCUGCUGUCUUGACCUUCGUUGUUGUCGUCGGCCUGACUCUCUACACAUUCUGGGCGGCCAAAAGAGGCUAUGACUUCAACUUCCUUGGGCCGUUCUUGUCUGCAGCUCUUCUUGUCCUGAUGAUAUACUGUCUCAUCCAGAUCUUUAUUCCGUUGGGCAAGAUCGGCUCGACAAUCUAUGGGUGCAUUGCUGCGAUUGUGUUCUCCGGCUUCAUCAUCUACGACACUGACAAUCUGAUCAAGCGCCAUAGCUACGACCAGUACAUCUGCGCCGCCAUCUCCUUAUACCUCGACAUCAUCAACCUGUUCAUGGCUCUGCUCACCGCCUUCAGUGCGACAGAUUCGUAAUCUCGUAUUUCUCUUCCUCUGCUAGCUUCUUAAUGGAUUGAUUCAGAAUUAAACUGUAUAAAAUUAGUAGGCUAUUAAUUGAUUCUAAAAACACCAUUCGAUAAUUGCAUACUUUUAAAUGUUUCUGGGCCUUUGCAUUGUCAUACACUUUUAUGGUAAUCAAAUGGAAGAGGGGUUAUAUUC